AUGAGGGCCUGGAUUAUUAUAAAUGAGCUAAGAUUACUGGGACCAAGUUACUAUGGUGAUAAGGCAACAGCAUUUGCAGAGCUUCGAGUUCAAGGAAUCGAUAAUAAACCUUUCUGGAUACACAAAGAAUACUUGGUAUUGCAGUCCAGGUUUUUCCAAGAAAUUCUCAAACAAAUAACGAACGGCGAUAUAAUCACAAUAAAAGUACCAUUCCCGGAAACAUUUGAAAUGAUUCUGCGGUUUCUUUAUGAUGGUGAUGGUAAUAAAUGGUAUAAUUCAAUGACAAAAGAAAAUUUUUUCAAAAUUUGGAAAAAUGUUGAAUUUCUUCAAUUAGGAAAUGAAGCAAAAAUUGUAUGUAAUGCUUAUUACGAAAAAGUAUUGAAAAAAUCAUAA
Molecule: messenger RNA, 393 nt
Organism: Entrophospora candida
Lineage: Eukaryota; Fungi; Glomeromycota; Glomeromycetes; Entrophosporales; Entrophosporaceae
Source: the annotation of a GenBank genome assembly